CGUCACCCCGCAGCAAUGGGAACUCGAGCGAGCGCUGAGAAAAUGAGCAACAUUCCCCUUUCACGUUCCGAGGUGUUUGGAGAGCUGAGGAAGGAGCUGCACAACGAUCAUGAGUUCCGACAUUCCGAUGUUCAUGUGUUUAUCAUCAUGGGAGCCUCGGGUGAUCUGGCCAAGAAGAAAAUCUACCCAACUUUGUGGUGGUUGUUCAGAGACGGUCUCCUCCCAGAAAAAACAUUUUUCAUUGGCUUUGCUCGCUCUGACCUGACAGUUGACGCUAUCAGAACUGCGUGCAUGCCAUACCUCAAGGUGGCAGACUCUGAAGCAGAUCGGUUGUCAGUCUUCUUCAGCAGGAACUCAUACAUAAGUGGCAAAUAUGCAGAUGAGGAUUCCUUCUCCAAUCUCAAUAAACACCUUCUCACUCUGCCGGGAGGAUCGGAGGCAAACCGGCUCUUCUACUUGGCUCUGCCACCCACAGUCUACCACGAUGUUACCAAGAACAUAAAGCAGCACUGUAUGGGUGAAAUAGGCUGGACCCGAGUGAUUGUAGAGAAGCCGUUUGGACAUGACCUUCAGAGCUCUGAAGAGCUGUCUGCUCACCUCUCUUCCCUCUUCUCAGAAGACCAGAUCUAUCGUAUAGAUCACUAUCUAGGCAAAGAAAUGGUGCAGAACCUUAUGGUGCUUCGAUUUGGAAACCGCAUCUUUGGCCCUAUCUGGAAUAGGGACAGCGUGGCCUGUGUGGUCCUGACAUUCAAAGAACCUUUUGGCACUCAGGGAAGAGGAGGCUACUUCGAUGACUUUGGAAUCAUCCGAGAUGUCAUGCAGAACCACUUGCUCCAGUUGCUAUCUUUGGUUGCCAUGGAGAAACCAGCCUCCACCAGCUCUGAUGAUGUCAGGGACGAAAAGGUCAAAGUGCUGAAAUGCAUCAACCCAAUUUUAAUGUCAGAUGUGGUGCUGGGUCAGUAUGUGGGUGACCCAGAGGGCGAAGGAGAUGCCAAGUUCGGUUAUCUCGAUGAUCCCACAGUCCCAAAAGGAUCCACUCAGUCCACUUUUGCCACAGCAGUGCUCUAUGUGCACAAUGAGCGCUGGGAUGGCGUUCCUUUCAUCCUUCGCUGCGGAAAAGCUCUAAAUGAGAGGAAGGCCGAGGUUCGGCUGCAAUUCACAGAUGUACCGGGGGACAUUUUUGGAAAUCAGUGUCGCCGCAAUGAGCUGGUGGUCCGUGUGCAACCCAAUGAAGCCGUCUAUGCCAAGAUGAUGAGCAAGAAACCUGGCGUGUACUUCAGCCCUGAGGAGACAGAGCUGGACCUCACCUACAAGAGCAGAUAUAAGGAUGUGAAGCUACCUGAUGCUUAUGAGCGUCUCAUUCUGGACGUCUUCUGUGGGAGUCAGAUGCACUUUGUACGCAGUGAUGAAUUAAAGGAAGCCUGGAGGAUCUUCACUCCGCUCUUACACCAAAUUGACAAAGAGAAGCCAAAACCGAUUCCUUACACAUAUGGAAGCCGGGGACCAGCAGAAGCAGAUGACCUUGUGAAGAAAGUUGGAUUCCGCUAUGAAGGCACUUAUGUAUGGGUGAACCCCAACAAACUUUGAGCUAAGCAGAGUUUAGGGAGUAAUUAGGUUGGUAGGAUAGUUUGAGGGGUGUGCCACGUUUGAGCCACACAGUGUCCCAGCAUGCUUUUACAGAGUGAUGGUUUUCCCAUACUGUGGCUCCAGUUAUUAUAUCUCAGGUAAACAGGUUAUUUGUCUGCGCCACUGCAUCAGGUGUUCAAAAGAGUGAGGAAUUUACAUCAUGACUUUAUCCCACCAUCUGGUUGGUUGUGGGGAACAGGUAACUUAUUUUGGGAACAAAACCAAAUUAUUAUUUUUUUUUUACACAUAAGUCUGAUAAACUGGCUCCCAAGCUCGUCAACUGUCACAUUCAGCAGUCUCAAACUUGACCAAAAAGAUGGUAAUGUAAAACAUUACCACAUGAAGUACUGUGCAGAAGCAAAAGUCAUUAUGAUUGUAUCACCACAAAGCUUUGAUUCCAUUCUUUUUUUCCCCCCCACCUUCUCUCCCUGUGAUCAAAAGAUCGCCUCCUGCAAAUAGACACACGGGAGGAUGCUGAUAGUUUCUUUUGCAGCAUUUUUAUUGGAAUAGUCUUAAGUGUCCUCUCGGGCUAGAAGGCAAGCACUCUCAACAAGCCUCCCUCUGAUUGCAUUCCCUUUUGUUUGCAUGUUCAUACUUAUUCAAGUUCAUUCCAUAUUUUAGAUGUAGAAAAGUGAAGCAGGUUUCCACAUCUUUGAAUGUCCUUGUAAUGACCAACUGUGUGCUGCUCUGUUCUGCACUCAUGUAAUGCUGGCACUACUACUAUAUCUACAUGCGUAAAUAAACUACUUUUGCUUCUGUAUGAA
This is a messenger RNA of Hippocampus zosterae (dwarf seahorse), 2390 nucleotides long. RefSeq names its product glucose-6-phosphate dehydrogenase (gene g6pd). Bases 16 to 1587 code for a protein of 523 amino acids. The transcript is spliced from 13 exons. Gene Ontology annotation, biological process: glucose metabolic process; pentose-phosphate shunt, oxidative branch. Gene Ontology annotation, molecular function: glucose-6-phosphate dehydrogenase activity; NADP binding. Gene Ontology annotation, cellular component: cytosol. Lineage: Eukaryota; Metazoa; Chordata; Actinopteri; Syngnathiformes; Syngnathidae. The record is from RefSeq and is a predicted model, not a curated record.